Gambusia affinis (western mosquitofish) is the source of this 1956-nucleotide messenger RNA. RefSeq lists its product as uncharacterized. NCBI's taxonomy places the organism in Eukaryota, Metazoa, Chordata, Actinopteri, Cyprinodontiformes, Poeciliidae. The record is from RefSeq and is a predicted model, not a curated record. The transcript has a single exon. The coding region runs from base 171 to 995 and encodes 274 amino acids.
CCGGCAGACGGGUAAGGAGCGGAGCCACGGGUGUGGCUUCUUCUUGGACAGGGAAGGAAAGAGCGGCCACCAUUUUCUCAAUGACUCCGAAAAGAGUGGAGCUCCUCUGGCACAACGUCGAGAUUUACGGCUGAUAUGACGGUUUUUACCCUGUAGAACCGCUCAGAAUCAUGGCUGUGACGGCUGGUCUCUCCCUCCUGACUCUACUGGCGCUGCAGGCCGCGGCUCAGGAUACUACAUACUUUGAGAUCGGCAAGGCUCUGACUUUCGACCCAAAGCCUUCUGAGGCCAUUAACGCCAUUACUUGGAAGCAUAAUGAGAACAUUGUUGCUGAAUACGUUAAGGAUAAGUAUCCUCUGGAAUAUCUGGGUGACUUAAAAGACCGAUCAAAGCUGGAUAUCACCACUGGAAUAUUGACCGUCAGCAACACGAGAAAGUCUGACGACGGGGUGUUCACGGUGGAGAUCAACCAAAGAGUCCUUCCUGUGAAAUUUAAGGUUGUGGGUAUCAGGAAGCUGAGCGCUAUUGAAGUCAUCUUGAGGACUCUGACGUGCGGCAGUGAUAAAAACUGCUCUCUGGAUUGCGGUGACGAAUAUAAAGACGCUGAGCCCAUCCAGUACUUCUGGAAAAAAGGAGAAAAUGGAGAAUGGCAGAAGGGGGAUAGGAAGCUCGUCAUUUCUAAAGAGACUGAAGAAGUCGAAACCUUCACCUGCAGAGCGGAGAACCGAUACAGUGACGUGACCAGUGAACCGUUCAAGAACCCUUUGUACAAGGAAUCUGGAAGCUAUACACUUGUAGCUGUGCUUGUGCCUUUACUAAUUUUGGUAGUCGUUGGUGGUGUUGCUCUUAUUGCAUGGCUUGUCAUCAGUAAGCCGCCGUGUGUUCAAAAUCUUUUAAACAGGAACCCUGAGCAACCAACAGAGAACGGGAAAGAGCUUGAAGGUCUGAAUACCAACAGCAGUCCAGAAUCUGCGGUAAACCUCGGCCCUGAAUGAACUGCAGGCUCAUGAGGAUCGUCUGUUUGCCUUCCCAGAGGAACACUGAAUGUAAAAGCUUCUGCCCUCCUGCAUGUAUGUGGACGUCAACAUCAUGACCGAUUCGUCCUCCUCAGCGAGUACAAGCUCUUCAGUGUUUAUCUGUCUGGAUCUUCCAUUUGACCAUCUUGUUUGGAUUAAUUAUGAAGGGAAACCAAAUCUGCGACGCUGAAACAAGCACUGCAUGAAUUUUGAACAUUUUUCUUUCUUUUUUACCAUUUUAAUUUGUUGAAUUUUGUUUUCUAUCAUUUUAGCAUUCAAUAAUCUGGGUGAGAAUCAGGAGUUUUAGAAAGCAUAAGAACAUUGUUUUAAAGACCUGUUUGGAUAAUGAACAGUAAUGAUGAGAAACAGAUGUAAUGAAUGCAGUGUGUUAUUAUUCAUAUCUAUCUAAUGCUGUCGUGUUGCAAAACCUCAUUUUUAGAGAACAUCUGUCCACUGUGCCUCUGGUAAAACAGAUUCAAUGUGACUCACUUGUUGCACAGGAUUCCAUUUUACUUAAGCAUCUUAUGAGGUAUUCUCAACUGUAUAUGUAUCAUGAUAAAGCCGUGCGAUUGACUAAUAUUAGCUUAGAUGCAAUAUGCUUUUUAAGGUUUUUUUUAAAUGCACUGGAAUAAAUUGGAGCUGCUCAGGGGGACAGCAGGAAGAUGGUGACCUGUUACCUCUGGAAGCUCAGGCUUUACAAUGAGUGUGGCCUAUGUAACUUACUUGUGUGUGUGUGUGUGUGUGUGUGUGUGUGUGUGUGUGUGUGUGUGUGUGUGUGUGUGUGUGUGUGUGUGAGAGAGAGAGAUUGAUGGAUGGAGUUAAAACUUAAGUUUUUGUGUUAGGCUGUAAAUGCCUGUUUUCAGUGCUACUCGUGUAUUUAUUCGUUUUUCCACUGCUCUGUAAAGUUCCUUGUGAAAUAAAAAAGGCAUUGCGUCGCUUA